AUGCGCAUUUUUGAUAGCAAUGAUCGUGAAACAUUUGAAUAUGAUGCAGAAAAAAAGAAAAUUUUACAAGUACGGGUAGAAGGUGGCCCAUUUGAACGAGCACAGAUACAGGCACGUUCAAUUAUCAAUCCAACGGCUCAAGUAGGACGUUUCGUCUCACCAAUACCUAAUUAUUUCAAACUUGUCAACUGUAGUGGUAGUUAUGGAAGUGCUAUAAUCAAUGAUGGUACCGUAUCCAGACGACAUUCCAGUCUAAGAUGGCAACCACCGAAUGUCCCAUCGGGCGCAAUUGUCUUCUUAGCAAGUGUCAUCCAUUCUAAACAAUUGUAUCACAUUCGAUCAUCAUUCAUUUCACCAAUCUCUAAUUCAACUCAAUUAUCAAAACAAGGUUGUGGUACCUCAUAUGGUUGUUUUAAAAUUGGUAAUCAACAAUGUUUAUUCGGUGACACAUGUCAUUUCUCAUUAAAAUGGCGUUGCUAUAAGAAAUCGAUGAUCGUUGAAGCGACACAUUAUGGUCGUGUCGCAUCAUUUGGCUUAACUGAAAGUGAAAAGCGUGCAGUACUAUGUAUUUCAACAAGAAAUAAUUCAUCGAUGAAUGAUUAUUAUAUAACCGGUGACCGGGGUCUCCCAAAUAUAUUUGAUCGACCGCGUAGCAAACGAUUAAAAACAAUUAACGAUGGUUUGCGAACAUUUUGUCGUUUUGAAAUGGAACGUCCAAGAAGGAAUACAUCGGUACUAUUAUUUGGAAAAGUUAAUUCAUAUGGUCAUCCAUAUAAAUUGCGUAAAUGGAGAAUACCUGGUUCAAAUAUGUGUAAUCCGAAUACAAUUUCAUCCGGUAUAACCAGGAUUUAA
Molecule: messenger RNA, 852 nt
Organism: Brugia malayi
Lineage: Eukaryota; Metazoa; Nematoda; Chromadorea; Rhabditida; Onchocercidae
Exons: 8
Coding region: 1-852 (283 amino acids)
Source: RefSeq, a predicted model, not a curated record